Staurois parvus is the source of this 300-nucleotide messenger RNA. Lineage: Eukaryota; Metazoa; Chordata; Amphibia; Anura; Ranidae. The record is from the annotation of a GenBank genome assembly.
AUGACUCAGUGCCCGCUGUCGUGCCAGAUGACUCGGUGCCGCUGUCGAGCUUGGUGACUUGGUGCCAUCGUUCUGCCAGAUGACUCGGUGCCCUCUGUCGUGCCAGAUGACUCGGUGCCCCCCCUGUCGUGCCAGAUGACUCGGUGCCCGCUGUCGUGCCAGAUGACUCGGUGCCCGCUGUCGUGCCAGAUGACUCGGUGCCCGCUGUUAUGCCUGAUGACUCGGUGCCCGCUGUCGUGCCAGAUGACUCGGUGCCCGCUGUUAUGCCUGGUGACUCGGUGCCCGCUGUCGUGCCAGGUG